Molecule: messenger RNA, 1362 nt
Organism: Schizophyllum commune H4-8
Lineage: Eukaryota; Fungi; Basidiomycota; Agaricomycetes; Agaricales; Schizophyllaceae
Product: AAA-domain-containing protein
Exons: 12
Coding region: 1-1362 (453 amino acids)
Biological process (GO): endosomal transport; vacuole organization
Molecular function (GO): ATP hydrolysis activity; ATP binding
Source: RefSeq, a predicted model, not a curated record
AUGUCGACCAAUUUGGAUCGCGCCAUCGACAUGGUCAAGUCCGCGAUCGACGAGGACGUGAAGCAGAACUACGCCGAGGCGUACAAGUUGUACCAGAACGCGCUCGAUUAUUUUAUGUUGGCGUUGAAGUACGAAAAGAACGCGAAAUCGAAAGAACUCAUCCGGAACAAGAUCGUCGAGUACAUACAGCGGGCGGAGACGCUCAAAGAACACCUGGCGAAUACGAAGGGGGCGAGGAGCGCGGUGGGGGUGGGUGGGGGUGGGGGGAGUGCGGGGGCGGUGGGGAGGAGAAAAGACCCGAACUCGCCCUCUGACGGCGCGGGAGGUGCCGGUGGCGCAGGCGACGACGACCCGGACGCGAAGAAGCUGCGGGCGAAUAUUGCGGGCGCGAUUUUGACGGAGAGGCCGGAUGUGAGGUGGGACGACGUGGCGGGCCUGGAGGGCGCGAAGGCGGCGCUGAAGGAGGCGGUGAUAUUGCCGAUCAAGUUUCCGCAUUUGUUUGUGGGCAAGCGCACGCCCUGGCGCGGCAUCCUCCUCUACGGCCCGCCCGGCACGGGCAAGUCGUACCUCGCGAAGGCGGUCGCGACGGAGGCCAAGUCCACGUUUUUUAGUGUGAGCAGUAGCGAUUUGGUGAGUAAGUGGCAGGGGGAUAGUGAGAGGCUCGUCAAGCAGCUCUUCCAACUCGCGCGCGAGAGCAAGCCGGCGAUCAUAUUCAUUGACGAGAUCGACUCGCUGGCGGGGAGCAGGAAUGAGGGGGAGAGUGAGGGCUCCCGGCGCAUCAAGACGGAGUUUCUGGUGCAGAUGAACGGCGUGGGGCACGACGACACGGGCGUGCUGGUGCUGGGGGCGACGAAUAUCCCGUGGCAGUUGGAUAAUGCGAUUAAGAGGAGAUUCGAGAAGCGGAUCUACAUCCCGCUCCCUGGGGUGGAGGCGCGGCGGCAGAUGUUCCAGCUGAAUGUGGGGACGACGCCGUGUCAGUUGACGGCGGCGGAUUAUAAACUCCUCGCGGACAAGACGGACGGCUACUCGGGCUCGGAUAUCUCGAUCGUGGUGCGCGACGCGCUGAUGCAGCCGGUGCGGAAGGUGAUCGGCGCGACGCACUUCAAGCGGGUGAACGCGCCGGUGCGGAAUGCGGACGGCGAGCUCACGGACGAGAUGAAGAUGAAGUGGACGCCGUGCAGUCCGGGGGAUCCGGAGGCGGUGGAGAAGAGCUGGUCCGACAUCGAGAGCGACGAGCUGGAAGAGCCGCCAUUGAAGCUGAACGACUUCUUGAAGAGCUUGAGCACUGUCAGGCCCACGGUCACGCAGGAUGAUAUCCGGAAGCACGACGAAUGGACGAAGGAGAGCGGCGAGAGUGCGUAG